This is a messenger RNA of Cryptococcus deneoformans JEC21, 1890 nucleotides long. RefSeq lists its product as hypothetical. The record is from RefSeq and is a predicted model, not a curated record. Gene Ontology annotation, molecular function: ATP binding; nucleic acid binding. The transcript is spliced from 7 exons. Bases 5 to 1825 code for a protein of 606 amino acids. Gene Ontology annotation, cellular component: mitochondrion. NCBI's taxonomy places the organism in Eukaryota, Fungi, Basidiomycota, Tremellomycetes, Tremellales, Cryptococcaceae.
GCCGAUGAGUAACACCGCUGUACCCAUCAUGUCAAAUCCUCCUAUCCGUGGAGCUGGUAAUCGUUUCAAACGUGGAGGUUUUCAUGCUGCUCGCGCUCAAGCCAACCCGACAAGGAGUCUUGCAACCACUCAACCUGGUCUUAUCGUCAAGACAACAGAUUCAACACCUGUGCCUAGUGGGAUCAGUACACCAGCCGGUAUUGAUAGACCUCGUUUUCGAGACUUUAAUGGAUUGAGCCCAGAGAUCUUCCCAUCUCUUCCUUUCGAGACGUGUACCGAAGUCCAAGCGGCCACACUUCCAACCAUCCUCGCCGGAGACGACGUCCUAGCUCAAGCCAAGACCGGGACUGGAAAAACCCUUGCCUUCUUGGUCCCAGUGGUGCAACGUCUGCUAUCGGCACCCAUGCCUCCCUCCGCUCUCACGUCAAUUCUCAUCUUAUCCCCUACCCGGGAACUGGCUCAGCAGAUCAAUGAGGUCGCCGAGCGAAUGUCAACUGCUCUGAGUAAAAAGUUUGGCACUCGAAGCGUCGUCGGCGGGACCAAUAUGGAUAGGGAUAUCAAGAAUCUCAAGUCAAAGCGCGCGGACAUCCUUGUUGCCACUCCUGGUCGAUUGCUCGAUUUGAUGGAAAAUGGAGGCAUUAAGGCUCGCUUCGCCCAGCUAAAGAUGAUCGUCCUCGACGAAGCCGAUCGUCUGCUAGACGCGGGUUUCCGUCGAGAAUUGGUCAAGAUAUUCGAUUAUUUGCCGGCUCCUCACGCUGUCCCCCGUCAGACCCUCUUAUUUUCUGCUACCCUGCCCACGGAGGUCCAUUCAAUCGCGUCAAUCGCACUCAGAAAGGAUUACAAAUUCAUCACUACGCUGACCGAGGAGGAUGUCAACGCGCACGAGCAUGUUAAGCAAGAGGUUUUGGUGGUCUCAGCGGAAGAUCUCAUACCGGCUGCGAUGGAAGUCAUGCGCAAUGAGGAGUCUAAGAACAAGGAUUUUAAAGUCAUUGCCUUCCUCCCUACCGCUCGGGCUGCCGCCCUGUUCCACGACGUCUUCUCGUCCUUACCGAUCCCCUACCCAGUGUGGGAGAUACAUUCUCGCCUAUCACAAUCGAAACGAGCUUCAACAACCGAGGCGUUCCGUCAAGCUGAAAGAGGCGUCCUUUUCUCCUCGGACGUCACUGCACGAGGUAUCGACGUGAAGGGCGUGACUGCAGUGGUACAGAUUGGCCUUCCGAGUAGCUCAGAACAAUACGUACAUCGACUUGGGCGAACCGCUCGUGCUGGAGCCGAAGGUCAUGGCAUUCUGAUGCUCGGCGAUUUUGAGUCUCACUUUCUUCGGGAUAAGACCCUCCAAACUUUCACCCUCCACCCAUACCCGACCAUCGCGCCCGAGAUCAUGUCCCGCUCUCGUGAUGCCGUCAACAAAGCUCUCGAAUUUGUCUCACCAGAAUCCAAAGCUCAGGCGUACCAAGCUUGGCUCGGGUACUACAACUCUCACCUCAAAUCGCUCAGAUGGUCUCAGGCGGAUCUCGUAAGACACGCUGGCGAUUAUGCUAGAGUCUCACUCCGUAAUGGACCUCAACCCCCAGGACUACUGGCCAAGACCGUUAGCAAGAUGGGUCUGAGGGGUGUGCCAGGGUUGAACAUCGUCAAGGAGGUCCAGAAAAGUGCUGGGGGUCAAGACAAGCCGCAUACAGGCAAAAGGGGCCGGGAAUCGGACAUUACUUCCGAGAAUACCCUUCGAGGAGGCGGGAGAGGCGGCGGGAGAGGCGGCGGGAGAGGUGGGAGGGGAGGCAGAGGUGGCGGCGGUAACGGGCGAGGACGAUGGCAACCUGCGUGAUCGUCUAGUUCACGAUGUUGCGACAUCUAAAAGGUGAUGUCCUCAUGCAAUCUCGUACUACAGUU